This is a messenger RNA of Echinops telfairi (small Madagascar hedgehog), 942 nucleotides long. RefSeq names its product olfactory receptor 1361-like. NCBI's taxonomy places the organism in Eukaryota, Metazoa, Chordata, Mammalia, Afrosoricida, Tenrecidae. The transcript has a single exon. Gene Ontology annotation, molecular function: olfactory receptor activity; G protein-coupled receptor activity. Gene Ontology annotation, cellular component: membrane. Bases 1 to 942 code for a protein of 313 amino acids. Gene Ontology annotation, biological process: G protein-coupled receptor signaling pathway. The record is from RefSeq and is a predicted model, not a curated record.
AUGAGUGAGGCAAAUCAGUCGAGUGUCUCCGAGUUCCUCCUCCUGGGGCUCUCCAGGCAUCCUCAGCAACAGCAGCAGUUCCUCUUUGUGCUCUUCCUGAGCAUGUACCUGGCCACAGUCCUAGGCAACCUGCUAAUCAUUCUGGCCAUCAGCAAAGACUCCCACCUGCACACCCCCAUGUACUUCUUCCUCAGCAACCUGUCCUUCGUAGACAUCUGCUUCUCCUCCACCAUAGUCCCCAAUAUGCUGACCAACACACUCAGCAGUGAUAUCAUGUCUUUCCUGGAGUGUCUCACACAGCUGUAUUUUCUUAUUGCCCUUGCCGACAUGGACAAUUUCCUCCUGGCUGUAAUGGCCUAUGACCGCUUUGUUGCUGUGUGCCACCCCUUGCACUACACCACAAAGAUGACCCCUCAGCUCUGCAUCCUGCUGGUCACUGGCUCUUGGGUCAUUGCCAUUCUGAAUGCUCUGUUGCAUACCCUGCUAAUGGCACGACUCUCAUUCUGUGCAGACAACACUAUACCUCACUUCUUCUGUGAUAUGACAGCUCUCUUAAAACUGUCCUGCUCUGACACACACCUCAAUGAGAUGAUGAGUCUUACUGAGGGGGGUCUGAUAAUAACAAUUCCAUUUGUUUGCAUCCUAGCUUCCUACAUUUGCAUCACCUCUGCUGUCCUGAGAGUCCCAUCCACAAAGGGAAAGUGGAAAGCCUUCUCCACCUGUGGUUCCCACCUGGCUACAGUGUCCCUCUUCUAUGGCACCAUCAUUGCUGUGUAUUUCAACCCUUCAUCCUCCCACUCCACCGACAAAGACACGGCAGCUACUGUGUUGUACACGGUGGUGACACCCAUGCUAAACCCUUUCAUCUACAGCCUGAGAAACAAGGACAUUAAAGGGGCCCUAACAAAAAUUAUUUCUAUGAAUUGUUAUGUUAAACAUUAA